GUGGCGCCGCGGACUGGCAGCUUCCCUGCAGUUGAUCCAGCUUCCCGCUGCCUUCGGAAAAAGGACCGCCCAUCAGAACUCGGGAGGAUGAAAGUCAUCACGUGUGAAAUAGCCUGGCACAACAAGGAGCCUGUGUACAGCCUGGACUUCCAGCAUGCCACUUCUGGCCGGGUCCACCGACUGGCGUCUGCGGGGGUGGACACCGCUGUCAGGAUCUGGAAGGUAGAAAAAGGACCAGAUGGAAAAGCCAUUGUGGAAUUUUUAUCCAAUCUUGCUCGUCAUACCAAAGCUGUCAAUGUGGUGCGUUUUUCUCCAACUGGGGAAAUUUUAGCAUCAGGAGGAGAUGAUGCUGUCAUUUUGUUGUGGAAGGUGAAUGAUAACAAGGAGCCAGAACAGAUUGCUUUUCAGGAUGAGGAUGAGGCUCAGCUGAAUAAGGAGAACUGGACUGUUGUAAAAACCCUGAGGGGCCACUUAGAAGAUGUUUAUGAUAUUUGCUGGGCAACUGAUGGGAAUUUAAUGGCUUCUGCCUCUGUGGAUAACACAGCCAUCAUAUGGGAUGUUAGUAAAGGACAAAAGAUUUCAAUUUUUAAUGAACAUAAAAGCUAUGUACAAGGAGUAACCUGGGAUCCUUUGGGUCAAUAUGUUGCUACUCUAAGCUGUGACAGGGUAUUGAGGGUGUACAGCACACAGAAGAAGCGUGUGGCUUUUAAUGUUUCAAAGAUGCUGUCUGGAAUUGGGGCCGAAGGAGAGGCAAGAAGUUACCGGAUGUUCCAUGAUGACAGUAUGAAGUCCUUCUUUCGUAGACUCAGUUUUACUCCUGAUGGAUCUUUGCUCCUUGCCCCAGCUGGGUGUGUGGAAUCCGGUGAAAAUGUAAUGAAUACAACUUAUGUUUUCUCCAGGAAAAAUCUCAAAAGGCCUAUUGCCCAUCUUCCGUGUCCUAGCAAAGCCACACUCGCUGUUCGCUGCUGCCCUGUCUACUUUGAAUUGAGGCCGUUGAUGGAAACAGAUCAGGGAUCACGCGAGCCAGCCAUGGAACUGUUGAGCCUGCCCUACCGCGUGGUGUUUGCAGUGGCUUCUGAGGAUUCCGUGCUGCUCUAUGACACCCAGCAGCCUUUCCCCUUCGGCUAUGUGUCUAAUAUACAUUACCACACCCUGAGUGAUAUUUCGUGGUCCAGCGAUGGGGCUUUCCUGGCCAUUUCUUCCACAGAUGGUUAUUGCUCAUUUGUGACAUUUGAGAAAGAUGAACUUGGCAUUCCGUUGAAAGAGAAGCCUGUUUUGAGCAUGAGAACUCUUGAUAAAGCAAAGAAAACUAAAAGUCAGAUGCACCAAGGAUCUUCACCAGGACCCAGAUUGGGAGAGGGGACCCCCAGCAGCAGAAUACAUGACUCCAGCAGUCCCUCUACAAGUCCCUCGUCAUCUGGACAGCCUCCAGCCCCAGCAGCCCUCAAGGACACUCCUUCAGUAACUCCUGGCAUCAAAAACUCCUUGCCAGGGCCUUCAGAGGAGAAGACCCUACAGCCCAGUAGUCAAAACACGAAAGCGCACCCAUCCCGGAGGGUCACUCUGAACACAUUACAAGCCUGGAGCAAGACCACCCCCCGGAGAAUAAAUUUAACACCCUUAAAGACAGAUACACCACCAAAUUCUGUACCAACCAGUAUAAUUUCUACCUCUUCCACAGAAGAAAUUCAGUUAGAGAUGCCUGGAGAUCCUCAGGGCAGUCCUCCAGAGCUCAAGCAGCCCAGACUUGACGAGGACCAAGGAAGCCCCCAAAGCCUGGACCCUUGCUAGGACCUUGACUGCUGCCCAUGGGCCUGCUGGGCAGUGCCUGGGCAUGU
Molecule: messenger RNA, 1838 nt
Organism: Urocitellus parryii (Arctic ground squirrel)
Lineage: Eukaryota; Metazoa; Chordata; Mammalia; Rodentia; Sciuridae
Gene: Chaf1b
Product: chromatin assembly factor 1 subunit B
Biological process (GO): DNA replication-dependent chromatin assembly; nucleosome assembly
Cellular component (GO): CAF-1 complex; nucleus
Molecular function (GO): protein binding
Source: RefSeq, a predicted model, not a curated record